AUGGACAUGAGUGGGAUGUCUGGAAUGUCUGGGAUGGAUAUGUCAAGCGCGAGCAUGUUUACGCCCACAAACAAGCUGGUUGCACACACCUACUGGUACAUUGUCGCUGCGGUUGUCGGUGUUCUUGUUGCCCAGAGAGCUAUCGAUCAAGUUCGAGUACGACUUCUGAAUCGAAAACGCCAGACACAGCCCGAGAGCAUCCUUUUACGACUCGGAAAUAUCUUUGCACAGUCGUACGAUACUCUGACAGCAAUUUGCCGAGAGAUGACCUAUCCGCAGAUAUGGACGGGUCAAGGAAAAUUCUCGAGACACCUCACACCACCACCUCUGGGGAGAAUUCUCCUUCUUUUGACAUACUGGGUGGUCAUCCUGACCAUGCUUUGGUCCAACACGAUCCUCACACCAUCAUCACCCAACUAUGCAUACAAAUGGGAGAUCAUCGGCUUCAGAGCCGCAUGGGUAUCCGUUACCCAGCUGCCCUUGAUAUAUAUUCUCUCCGGUAAAGGGAAUAUUAUCACCCUCCUAACCGGAAUCUCCUAUGAAAGACUUAAUUGGCUUCAUCGAUGGGUGUCCCGUACAAUGUUUCUCACACUCAUCGUCCACUGGUCAUACUUUUUCACCGAAUGGGACAUUGCCAAUUUUGUAAAAUUCGAAAUGGAUAUGAUGCCCAUGGUGAAAUACGGGUUCGGCGCCUGGGCAGUCAUCGGGUGGAUGGUAAUAACUGGCUUUGGCUUCAUUCGGUCUCUCUCCUACGAGCUGUGGCUCCUUCAGCACCUUGCGUCGGCAAUGGUGUUGCUGUGGCUAGUUUACUUGCACGUCCCAUCCUAUGCACAAUACAACGUUUGGUUUGCCGUCGGAAGCGUCGUAUUUGACAGACUCGUGAGGGGUUUAAAGAUGGCAGCAAGCAAUAUUGGCUUCAACAAAAGUGGCCUAAACACGCGCCUGAUUGGCUACGAAGCAGAGGUCAAAUGUGUCUCGUCGGGAUUCAUCCAGGUCAUUAUCAAACAUGCAAAGUUCAACUGGAAGGCUGGACAGCAUGUGUAUCUCUCAAUUCCUCGCAUUGGGAUCCUUGAGGCACAUCCUUUCACGAUUGCCAAUCUCUCGAAAUCUGGCUUCGGUGCUCAUGGGUCCAACGACCUAGAGCUCUAUAUCAAAGCUCAUGAUGGGUUUACGAAACGACUCCAUCGUCAUUGCCAAGAACUUACUACUCAUAAAUCCUUCUUCUCGUUUGUCAGCGGUCCCUGGGGAAAUCCUCCCUCGAUCGACCGGUUCGAGUCACUGAUUCUGUUAUCGACCGGGAAUGGGGCAUCUUUCACACUUCCGAUAUUUCAACAAGCAGCUAUGACAGAGAAUUCGAUACGACAAAUCCGCUUUAUCUGGAUUUUCCGCAAUACAGACCAGCUAGACUGGUUCAAGGAGAGAUUGAUAUCGACUUGGAAUUUUGCACAAAGUCGAAACGUCCAGGUAUCGAUACUUGUGUUCAUAACAGGGACUGGUCGCGACAGUAGCCUGUCUCAAUCUGGGAAGACGCCACUCCUCAACAAGCACUUGGAUUCACCAAUGCGAUCGAGCCACACCAACAUGGCAAGUUCUGCAUUGUUACAAGCUGCAGCGGGCUCCCACGAAUCACUGAACAAAGACCAGACAGAGGGGCUGGAUGGGCUUUCGCUUUCCACGCACUGGUCCGAUUCCCUCAGUGCUAUAACUCUGGGAUACGGUCGACCUGCUCUCGACCCCCUCAUUCUCCCGGUGGUCGAGGAAGCCUGGGGGGAAACGGGUAUUCUUGCCUGCGGAGGGGCCGCAUUUACGGGAUCGAUCAGGAACUAUGUAGCAAACCUGUCGGACGAGAGAGCCGUGCAUAAGGGCACGGGAGCCCAGGGAUUGUAUUUGUUCUGCGAGACGUACUGUUGGUAG
Exophiala aquamarina CBS 119918 is the source of this 1914-nucleotide messenger RNA. RefSeq lists its product as uncharacterized. Gene Ontology annotation, biological process: copper ion import; intracellular iron ion homeostasis; iron ion transport. Gene Ontology annotation, molecular function: ferric-chelate reductase activity. Bases 1 to 1914 code for a protein of 637 amino acids. Gene Ontology annotation, cellular component: plasma membrane. The transcript is spliced from 2 exons. The record is from RefSeq and is a predicted model, not a curated record. NCBI's taxonomy places the organism in Eukaryota, Fungi, Ascomycota, Eurotiomycetes, Chaetothyriales, Herpotrichiellaceae.